Molecule: messenger RNA, 3259 nt
Organism: Vigna angularis (adzuki bean)
Lineage: Eukaryota; Viridiplantae; Streptophyta; Magnoliopsida; Fabales; Fabaceae
Exons: 6
Coding region: 391-3123 (910 amino acids)
Source: RefSeq, a predicted model, not a curated record
UUUAAUUUGACCCCUCGGCCAAGACCAAAGUGACAUACCACAACAGAGACAGCCUUCUCUUUCUCUCCAGAAUCGCAGAUUUUUCAUUUUCUCCUACUUUUCUUGUAUUUCACUCUCAUUCUCACUCUCACUCCCACACCCAACUCCCAGAUCUUCUUUUCCUUCGACGCUCUAAUUUGUUUCUCGGUGGAAUACUGAGGCAUCGCAACUAAGGGUUGCCCCUUUUCACAAAUUGUUCCAUUAACAACGAAAAGUAUAUGCAUUGGAUGACGGGUCUCUGAAAAUAACUGAACAAGUUGUUAUUUUCAAGGCAAUUGUGUUUUCUGAUUCUCGUGCAACAGGGAGCUCUUUGAUUUUAAAAAUGGGCUACUGAAGCUAGGAAAACGAGAAAUGGAGAUGGAGAAAAGGCGUUCCAAGGGAAGCUUCCUAAGCUUGUUUGAUUGGAACUCCAAAUCUCGAAAGAAGCUGGUUUGGAGCGAUCCAGAGAUUUCAAAGCAAGGGAAGGGAAAUGUGGAGAACUUACACAAGUCGCAGCUCACUAGGAUAAAGGUGGAUGAAAUUGGAGCAAGUCCAAGUAACAUUCAAAGUUGUGAUUUUGACAGUACCCUCUCAAUUUGUAGUGAUGAAGGAUGUGGGAGUAAAGGUCCUGGGUUAGUAGCGAGACUCAUGGGUUUGGAUUCGUUGCCAGCUUCGGCUGUCACUGAGCCCUCCUGCACAUCACUUUACGGCUCUACAUCUCAUGGAGUCUCUGACUAUAAUGAAGGUGCUCUUCGUUCAGUGGAUGAGUUUUUCCCUGCAGACUACAUAAAUACACUGCUUAAGCUGGAAAAGUCUCAAUUGGGUGCCAUAGAGUCAAGGGCUAGAAAAGUGGAAAACCUUCCAAUAAAGAGAUUUCAAACUGAAAUGUUACCUCCAAAGUCAGCUAAGUCCAUUCCAGUUACUCAUAAUAAACUGCUGUCUCCUAUCAAGAGUCCUGGUUUUCUGCCACCAAAAAAUGCUGCUCAUGUAAUGGAGGCAGCGGCUAAGAUAAUUGAGGCGAGCCCUCAGCCGUAUUUGAGGAAUAGAAUAUCUGCUGGGUCUUCUUCCGUUCCCUUGAGAAUUCUCAAUUUGAAAGAGAGAUUGGAAGCAGCACAAUAUACAUCAGUGACUGGAAAACCUGCGAAUAUGAGCAAAACCUAUCCUGCAAAUGGCAAGCUUAGCGAGAGGAGUAGUAAUUUAUCCAAAUGCACUUCAGCAUUCAAGGGUUCAAGAGGUUCAGAAAAAAAUAGUCCUUGCCAUUUAGCCAGUAAAGGAAAACCAGUUUCACUUGCAAUCCACGCCAAAAACAACGCUCAUAGUAGAGAUACAUUGAUUUCAAAUGGUGACAUGAAAUGCAUGAGAGAGAAAGAGAAGAAUGGAAUGAAGUCAAAUCAGCAUUUAAGGAGCCAGAAACCAAGUACGCAAAAAGCCAUGCAGCAGAGACCUUGCUCAAGUCGGAAUGGCAAUGUGCUUGGGCAGAAUAAUCAAAAACAAAAUAGCAUGACUGCCAAGGGUAAAUCAACUUCAAAAUUAGAUUCCAAUAAGCCAACAACACGAGCUUCACCUUCAGAAACUUUUGGAAUAAGGAAGACAACAAACAAGGGUGCUACAAAUGCCAAUGUUCAUCCUAGAAGGUCAAGCAUCAGGGCAACUGACAUCCAAAAGGAGUUUCCACGAUCCAAAUCAGUAAGUACUUCGAGAAAGACAAAAUAUAUCAGCAGUGAUGUUCAUGAGGCUGGAGGUCCUGAUAAUGCAGUAAAUAAUUUUGGAAGUAAGUCCAUCAAAUGCAAUUUUACGACUGAUGGAAGUUUUGGUCAGGAUGCAUUUAACAUGAAAGAAAGCAAGGAUGUUAUUUCAUUUACAUUCACAUCUCCCUUGAGGAGAAGUAUGCCUGAGUCAUCUUCCUCCACCGAGCAAGUCAACGGAACUAGAAAUAGAAUUGAUGUAAACUCUCUUGCGCAUAGUGAUAAUUUUCAUCCCAAAAAACUGUCAUUAUCUCCACAAGGAAAACAUAUGAUAGACAGUGAUGCUCUAAGUAUCCUGUUGGACAAAAAGUUACAAGAAUUGACAUCCAGAAUUAACUUACCUCAAUGUACCUUGGCCGCAGAGGGAAGUUCUUCUGGUUUGGGAUCUAGUGUGCAAGACAACUUUCCCAGUGCAGCAAGCACCAUGCCUAAGGAACAAGACAGAAGCCUUUUCUCUGACCUGUUUAGUGAUAAACUGGACAGCAUUCUUGACUCUCGUCCAAGUGAUGAUCCCGUGCUUAGCAUGAAUCAGCAACUUCAGAAUUCUGAAGUAAAUCAAGAUCCUAGCUGUAGCAGCAAUAGUGAAAGUGGAAAUGAUAUAGUUUGUUGUCGCUCAACUUUUGUUGCGGGGUCUGAAACUCUUGUCAGCGAAAGUUACUUGGAUAGUGAAGACAGCGCUUACGCCAGCACAAUCUAUUCUUCAAUGCAAGACGAAGAAGCAUCUAGUUUUUCCCAGAUAAGCGAAUCUGUAUCACUUGAAAGUGAGGUGAAGGGACCAGAGCAAAGCCCUUCCAUAUCGGGGGAUGGAAAUAUGACCGUCAAACAAAUGAGUGGGAUAUCUAGUUCAGUUGAUUUUAAAAGAUCAAGUAACACAGAACUUGAAUAUGUACAGGAUAUUCUUGGUAAUGCAAAGUUUAUGGCAGAAGAAUUUGCCAUGGGUCAAACUAGUGCAGUCAUUAUGCCAAAUUUAUUUGAACUGUUGGAGAAUCAGAAUAGUAGAACAGAAAACUACGGAGAAGAGUACUCUAAACUUGAAAGGAAGGCUAUAUUUGAUUGUGUGAGCGAGUUCCUGGAGUUAAGAUGUAAGCAAGCUUUCAUUGGAACGUGCAAAGUGUGGCCUGGAUGGAUGAUGGCAGUUCAGAGGAAGAAGUGGAUGGCAGAGGAACUGUACAAGGAGAUGCUGAAUUUUAGAAGCAUGGAAGAGGUAAUGGUGGAUGAGCUUGUCACAAAGGACAUGAGCUCCGGAUGUGGGAAAUGGCUUGACUUUGAUGUUGAAGCAUUUGAAGAGGGUUUAGAGGUUGAGGGGGACAUACUAGCUUAUUUGAUUAAUGAAUUAGUUUCAGAUUUGUUACCAGUCUAACCCCUUGAUGAUUUCUGUGUGUGCUAUACAUAUUAUGAGUAUGACAAAAAGCAUUGGUGUAAUUAAAAUUCUUGAAAGGUAACGCCAAAGCGUCCGUAGAAUAUCAUUCAAUCAAAUUCUCUUCAGUUUUUUUCUA